Paramuricea clavata is the source of this 366-nucleotide messenger RNA. The record is from the annotation of a GenBank genome assembly. NCBI's taxonomy places the organism in Eukaryota, Metazoa, Cnidaria, Anthozoa, Malacalcyonacea, Plexauridae.
AUGCCCCUUUUCCCGAGUAUCAAUCAGCGUAUCGGAAAAAUCACUCAACAGAAACAGUUUACUAAAAGUCCAGAACGACAUUCUCCUCAGUAUGGAUCGCCUUGGCCCUGUACGCUUCUUGUGCUUAUCGACCUAAGUGCCGCAUUCGAUACUAUCGACCAUGCUAUCUUACUGGAGACACUUGAAAAAGACUUUGGCGUAACUGGAAAUGCCCUCAAAUGGCUAACAUCUUAUUUAUCCGACAGAAAACAAACAAUUUUAAUUAAAGACCAUGAAUCGGAAGUUUUCAAUCUUCAAUCGGGAGUUCCGCAGGGUAGCUGCCUUGGCCCUGUCCUCUUCAUACUCUAUGUGGCUGGGUUAUUUAAG